Molecule: messenger RNA, 3656 nt
Organism: Hymenoscyphus albidus
Lineage: Eukaryota; Fungi; Ascomycota; Leotiomycetes; Helotiales; Helotiaceae
Source: the annotation of a GenBank genome assembly
GGGGUCCCGUAAACAUCUGCACAGGCGAUCGAAAGCAAACGCAUCAUCGAACAAUACACGACAUAACGGAGUCGGAUCUUUGCUUUAGCAUUUGCGAUUGAGGCUCCUUCCUCCUAACCUUCAUCUCACUCGAGUAUUUGUUUCUGCUUAGAUUUUCCUAGAAAUAAUUGCAUACGAGCCAACGGGGUUUUUACGCGCGUUCGAGAGGAAUCCCCUCGUUGAAUGAUCGGCCCCCCUUAACGCCUUCAAGAUGUCCGCAGAUGCAGGAGCUUCUUCGAUAUCGGUCACUGGUAUGUGAACAGGUCUUCUAUACUAACCGAGUUCAACGAUCUAAUGACUCACAGUUCGGGUUCGUCCCUUUACAAUCCGUGAAGCAGCUCAAAUGUACUCGGGUCCCGUAUCCCGAUUUUUCUACAACAGCUGACUGUUCAUAGCACAAAAUCAGAUGGCGGACAGCUUUUUCUUGGAGAUGGAUCCCUCGCGGGUAUUCCAACCCCAAAACUUGGGCAGAAGGGCAUCAGACCAGUAAUCAAGGUGCUGGACGACAAGUGUUUGUAUGUAAAGCCCUUUCCGUUAGGAAUCUGCCAAUUGACUUUCCCAGAAUAUUCGACCCCCCAGAAGACAAUCCAAUCCAAAGAUUUUCGAGAUCGGUGGUUCCAAAUAUGGGCAAGAGGGUGAAGGAUCAACAAUUUGCGUUCGACCGAGUCUUCGACGAGAAUACGACACAAGCAGAGGUAUACGAAGCGACGACAAGAGGGUUGAUGGAUAGUGUUAUGGAGGGAUACAAUGCGACAGUUUUUGCUUACGGCGCAACGGGUUGCGGAAAAACACAUACAAUUACUGGAACUGCUCAGCAGCCUGGGAUUAUUUUUCUCACGAUGCAGGAAUUAUUCGAGAAGAUUUCUGAACGAUCCGACCUCAAACAGACCGAAGUUUCAUUAUCAUACCUGGAAAUUUAUAACGAGACGAUCCGUGAUCUUCUAGUGCCGGGUGGAAGUAAACAAGGGUUGAUGCUCCGCGAGGAUGCCAAUCAAACUGUAUCUGUAGCUGGCUUGACAAGUCACCACCCUCGAGAUGUUCAAGAAGUUAUGGAUAUGAUUGUGCAAGGAAACGAGUACCGGACAGUGUCUCCAACUGCGGCAAAUGCCACAUCCUCCCGGUCGCACGCGGUACUUCAAAUCAAUGUUGCACAAAAAGAUCGAAACGCGGAUGUCAACGAACCACACACCAUGGCGACGUUGAGUAUCAUUGAUUUGGCAGGUAGUGAGCGUGCUAGUGCGACGAAAAAUCGUGGAGAGAGACUUCUCGAAGGAGCAAAUAUCAACAAGUCUCUAUUGGCACUUGGUGGUUGUAUUAAUGCGCUCUGCGAUCCGCGAAAGAAAAAUCAUGUUCCGUAUCGAAAUUCCAAACUCACCCGACUAUUGAAAUUCUCAUUAGGGGGAAAUUGCAAAACAGUUAUGAUCGUUUGUGUCAGUCCUUCAAGCGCCCAUUUCGAUGAAACCCAAAACACGUUGCGCUACGCCAACAGAGCCAAAAAUAUCCAGACCAAGGUCACACGAAAUAUCUACAACGUUAAUAGGCACGUGAAAGACUUCUUGGUCAAGAUUGACGAGCAGAGAGCAUUGAUCAACGAGCUUCAAGCUCAGCAGAAGGACGGCGAGGCUGCAGCGUAUGUCAAAUUCAAGAAACAGAGCGAAAAGCGGGAUGGAAUCGUUCGUGAGGGCGUCAUAAGAAUCCGCGCCUCAUUCGAUAACGCUUCCCAAGAAAGAAAAGAAAAGAUCAAUGAUAUGAAGAAACUCCGUCAACUCCAACGCCGAAUAUCGGUGUUAUCUUCUUGGGUUGCGGCUUUUGAUGCUAUCUGCGACUCACGCGAAGAUGAGGAAAUGGCUCCAAGUCUCAUGGCAAUGCGAAAAACUGCCCAGGGUAUUCUUCUUGAACUUGAAAAUAGCAGACAACAUUACCACCAGCGACUCGACAAGUGCAACUGGGAGCGAGCAAUUGAUUCGGCGCUUCAAAACAGUAUCAAGCAACUCACAAAAGUGGAUGGAUCUGAAGGGGCUGAUGCUGCAAACUUGACUAGAGAAGCUGAACUCCUCAAGUCGAAUGCAGGAGCGCAGGCUUUACGGGAAGUAUUGGAGCAAGAGAAGGUUGGUGAUGCGGACGUUAUGCAAGUGCUGCUUUCUGCACAAUUCGACAUGAUUUCUUCUCUUCAUGAUAUAAUGAGUAUGACUGAGGAGGAUGCGAUCAAGCAUGCCAAGGCAAUCCUAGGGCGUUUGCUACAAACCUGCUCUACCUCUGUAGCCGAAAUCGUCAAACCCGAUGGAUCUUUAAAUGUGACUGAAAAGUUCCCACCAACAAAGCGCGGCACGCCGAAGCGCAAGAAGCAGGCCAAUCUUCUAGAUACGCAGGCCCAACCAAUUCCAAUAAUGCCAUCACUUGCGGCAGCCGCUCCUCAAGUCUUUGCAUCUCCAAUGAAGUCUUCCCCCAAACGAAGAAAGGCCGCAUUGGGAAAGAAAGGCGUUGCGUUCACCCCUAAGAAGAAGUCACCAUCAAAGCAACGAAGUGUCAGGUGGCGGGAUGACACAGAUAUGGGUGCUCUGGCAGAAUUUGAGAAAACACCACAGAAGCCCGUCUCACCAGAAGUAUCAUCGGCCGAAAAGAGCAUUCCCGUACCAGCUCUGCCCUCGUAUCUAGUCGCGGAUGUUUCAAAUGACUCUCUCGACUCAUCUCCUAUUCCCACUGCACCGCAGUCAUCAAUUGACAUUAAACCCAAGGCAAAUCGAUUUCAGGCUGGAUUCCUGUCCAAAAAGACAGAUGGGUCACCUCCGCCUCCACCAAAGAUGACACGGCUUUCCUCUUCCGAUACAGAAACGUCGCCGUUGCGCACAAUUGAUGGAGGAUAUGCUGCGAACCGAUCUCCACUGCACUUUGUUCAUACGAUGGGAAACAGUUCGACAGGUACGGAUGGCGGGAACAACUCCUCUUCAGAAGGCGAAAAUAGCUUUCAGAUGGAUCGAUCCGAGAGCGCAAAGAUAGGAAGAGCACUGAAGAGAGCCGGAUCUGUUUCUCGCACGUCGAAUGACACAAUCAGCCGAGCUCAUCGUCGAAGAAGUCCUACUGCGGCCACUAUGGCAGGAUCACCCCCAAACGAAAACAUGUUUACUGCUAGUCAUGCUCGAAGAAUGGUGAAGAGUGAUAAGGAAGGUCCCUUUCAUUCUAACAUUUUGAGUCCUCGAACACAACCUGUGGUCAAGAACAAUCGUCGCACCACCAUAGCUGAGCCUCGUGCUAUCAGUGGCAAUAUUCCACUUGCAGCUGUUCGAGUCCCGAGUGGUACCCAAAAGCCCAGGUAGAGUGUUGCCGGCGUUAUGGGCAAAGGCGGAUGGCGUUAAUAAAGUCGUAUUAAUAUCGAAAUUGUGGGAUUAGGUGGUUUCAGUCUUGAAAUAUGGUUUUUAUUUUACAUUGCAUAGGCACGGCUACAUUAUGAUAAUGAUUCUACUUUUCUGUAGAUUUUUCUGGCUUGCAGAUUCGCCUUACUGUAGGAAAGGUAGUACGGCGUCCAGAGUGUGGCGUUAGCAAAUGAGGAUUGUUGCAUAGCCAGGCUUUUGGGGAGACUUGGUUGUAUUUUAGUCUCUUUUUGUGAAUUUAAAAUUCUA